AACUGAUCCUUAUAAAAAGGAAGUUCAGGUGCCUGGAGAAGCACUUCUUUCUCUUGAGUGCAAAGAGAGUAUUACCAUUAUGAGCUUCACUGGAAAAUAUGAACGCCAGUCCCAGGAGAAUUUUGAGCCAUUCAUGAAAGCUGUUGGUCUUUCCGAUGAGCAGAUUGAAAAAGGCAAGGCCAACAAAAGCAUCACUGAAAUUGUGCAAACUGGGAAGAAGUUCAAGGUUACUUUGACAACUGGUGACAAAAGCGUGACAAAUGAGUUUGUAAUUGGGGAGGAGGCUGAGCUGGAUACCCCAACAGGACAGAAGUUCAAGACUGUUGUUAACAUGGAAGGAGAUAAUAAGAUGGUAGUAAACUUGAACGACAUCAAGUCUGUAACUGAAAUUAAUGGAGACACCCUUAUUAAUACACUGAUCAAGGGUGACCAUCAAUACAGGAGUAUCAGUAAGAGAAUCUAAAACACGUAGGCAUUUCUAUGCUUUUGCUGUGUAAAAGUGGUUCAAUAAAGUACAAUUUAUACAAACGUC
Molecule: messenger RNA, 532 nt
Organism: Pogona vitticeps (central bearded dragon)
Lineage: Eukaryota; Metazoa; Chordata; Lepidosauria; Squamata; Agamidae
Gene: FABP1
Product: fatty acid binding protein 1
Molecular function (GO): lipid binding
Source: RefSeq, a predicted model, not a curated record